UCUCCGUUUUUGUUUCGCUCUGUGUUUGUGCUCUUGCCAAUGGCUCUGUGAUGCGGCUCGCGUCCCUCGAUGGCCAAGGUCUGGUCUGUGUUUUGCCGUCGCGUGUGUAUGCCUGAAUCCUGGAGCCUGUUGUUUGCCCAACAUCAUCCAGCUAUGACUCUAUCAACAUUUUUUGUGGUGCUUUUGAGCAAUGGUGCUCGUCUCUGGGAGACGUUAGUCUUGCUAUGGUUAUAUGGUCUGAGUUCGCCAAUAUGCUCAAUAAGCUGUCGGGGCAGCCGGAGAGCUACGAAAAAAAAGCGCUGUAUAAAUUCGGAAGGACAUUGGGUGCUGGCACAUAUGGCAUUGUCCGCGAGGCGGAAUGCAACCAGGGUAAAAAGGUUGCGGUCAAGAUUAUCCUGAAGAAGAAUGUUCGCGGGAACGAGCGCAUGGUCUACGAUGAGCUGGAGAUGCUGCAGGCGCUCAACCACCCCAACAUUGUCCACUUUGUCGACUGGUUCGAAUCCAAGGACAAAUUUUACAUUGUCACUCAAUUAGCCACUGGUGGUGAGCUGUUUGACAGAAUUUGCGAGUACGGCAAGUUCACUGAGAAGGAUGCUUCUCAGACCAUCCGACAGGUUCUUGACGCUGUCAACUAUCUGCACGAGAGAAACAUUGUCCACCGAGACUUGAAACCCGAGAAUCUCCUCUAUCUCACCCGUGACCCUCACUCUCCCUUGGUUCUGGCGGAUUUCGGUAUUGCCAAAAUGUUGGAAACCCCGACCGAGGUCCUCACCAGCAUGGCUGGAUCGUUCGGUUAUGCCGCUCCUGAGGUCAUGCUCAAGCAGGGCCACGGCAAGGCUGUCGACAUGUGGUCUCUGGGUGUUAUCACAUAUACCCUCCUCUGUGGAUACUCGCCCUUCCGGUCCGAAAACCUGUCCGACUUGAUCGAAGAAUGCCGUAGCGGUAAAAUCAUCUUCCACGAGCGUUACUGGCGCGAUGUCUCCAAGGAUGCCAAAGACUUCAUCCUCACCCUCCUCCAGCCCGAUCCUGCGCACCGUGUUACAUCCGAGGUUGCCCUGAAGCACGCCUGGUUGACCGGUGAAUCUGCUAGCGACCGUGACUUGCUGCCCGAGAUCCGUGCCUACAUUGCCAAGUCUCGCCUCAGACGCGGCAUCGAGAUCGUCAAGCUCGCCAAUCGCAUCGAGGCACUCAAGAUGCACGAAGAGGACGAAGAAGACAUCCCCAGCCCUGUCGCCAUGGCAGAAUCUUCGUCUGGUACAACUCCUUUCCCUGGACUUUCGAAUGCCAACGGCAAGUCGGCUGCCGGACCGUCCACUGAAGGUGAAACUGGUGCGACUAAGAAGCGAAGCUUGAGUAAGAUCGCACGCGGCGCGAUCUUCCGAGAGGUUGUCCUCGCCAAGGUACGAGAGGUGAAGGAAACCGAAGAAAGAGAAAAGAUGGAGCGCGAGGCCCGGGAAAAGGCUGCGCAUGCGCAUGAAUAAGAUCCUCUUCCCUCCUGCGCACCGCGUUUUUCUUCUGCUGGUCUGUUGAUUCGAUUCCCCUGCUUUCUUUUUUCAUGUCUGUUGGGCCGUGGUCCAUCGUCUGGAUUCCUUCGUGAAUAUAAUUUUUAUGAUUCCCCAUCCAUAAUGAAG
This is a messenger RNA of Aspergillus wentii DTO 134E9, 1631 nucleotides long. Its product is annotated as serine/threonine-protein kinase. Bases 225 to 1481 code for a protein of 418 amino acids. The transcript is spliced from 5 exons. The record is from RefSeq and is a predicted model, not a curated record. NCBI's taxonomy places the organism in Eukaryota, Fungi, Ascomycota, Eurotiomycetes, Eurotiales, Aspergillaceae. Gene Ontology annotation, biological process: protein phosphorylation; cellular response to oxidative stress. Gene Ontology annotation, molecular function: ATP binding; calcium/calmodulin-dependent protein kinase activity.